Messenger RNA from Linum tenue, 1975 nucleotides. The record is from the annotation of a GenBank genome assembly. NCBI's taxonomy places the organism in Eukaryota, Viridiplantae, Streptophyta, Magnoliopsida, Malpighiales, Linaceae.
UAUAUAUAUAUUGGGAUUCCGUGUAGGAUUCACGUUCGUGCACUCACAGUUGGAAGCUUGCAGCUCACAGCAGCACGGCAGUGACGACUGAUAGCCCACCAUUGGAAUCUGACCUUCUGGGUGUUAUUCCACGGUGUUUCAUUUCUGCCUGUUUGCUGCUGCUUCUACUCCUUCCACCUCCACUUAUUUUCUGAAAAAGAGGGAACCAUGAACGCAUUAGCAGCAACCAACAGAAACUUCAAGCUAGCAGCUAGGCUUUUGGGUCUUGACUCCAAGCUCGAGAAGAGCUUGCUCAUCCCUUUCAGAGAAAUCAAGGUUGAAUGUACAAUUCCUAAAGAUGAUGGAACUUUGGCAUCAUUUGUUGGGUUCAGGGUUCAGCAUGACAAUGCCAGAGGUCCCAUGAAAGGAGGAAUCCGAUAUCAUCCUGAGGUUGAUCCUGAUGAAGUGAAUGCACUAGCACAGCUCAUGACAUGGAAAACUGCAGUGGCAAAUAUUCCAUAUGGUGGUGCAAAAGGUGGGAUUGGAUGCAACCCAGGAGACCUGAGCAUUUCAGAACUAGAAAGGCUUACUAGGGUUUUCACCCAAAAGAUUCAUGAUUUGAUUGGAAUUCAUAUUGAUGUUCCUGCCCCUGAUAUGGGCACUGGCCCUCAGACCAUGGCUUGGAUUCUCGACGAAUACUCCAAAUUCCAUGGCCACUCACCUGCUGUGGUCACAGGAAAACCCAUUGAUCUUGGUGGGUCACUUGGGAGAGAUGCUGCAACUGGGAGAGGAGUGCUGUUUGCAGCUGAGGCCUUGCUGAAUGAGCAUGGAAAGACUGUUUCUGGACAGCGAUUUGCCAUACAGGGUUUUGGUAAUGUGGGUUCCUGGGCUGCCCAACUGAUUCAUGAGCAAGGUGGGAAGGUUGUUGCAGUGAGUGACAUCACUGGGGCUAUCAAGAAUAGCAAAGGAAUUGAUGUACCAAGUCUCAUGAAACAUGUGAAGGAACACAAGGGUGUGAAAGGGUUUCAUGGAGCUGAUGCCAUUGAACCCCAAUCAGUAUUAGUUGAGGACUGUGACAUCCUAAUCCCAGCUGCCCUUGGAGGUGUCAUCAACAGGGAAAAUGCCAAUGAUAUCAAAGCCAAAUUUAUUGUUGAAGCUGCUAAUCAUCCAACUGAUCCAGAAGCUGAUGAGAUAUUGUCAAAGAAAGGUGUUGUGAUUCUUCCAGAUAUUUAUGCAAACUCGGGUGGAGUUACUGUUAGUUACUUUGAGUGGGUGCAGAACAUUCAAGGAUUCAUGUGGGAGGAAGAGAAAGUGAAUGAUGUACUGAAGACUUACAUGACCAAAGGGUUCAAAGAUGUGAAGGAGAUGUGCAAAACACAUGAUUGUGAUCUCAGGAUGGGCGCCUUCACCCUCGGAGUUAACCGUGUUGCCCGAGCUACUGUUCUUCGAGGUUGGGAAGCUUGAUGAUGAGAUUCUGAUGAUGAUGAUCACUAAUUUGGAAUAAGGUUUUGGAAGGCUCCAGCUGCAGCCCCUACCCGUUCUUUUUUCUUUAUAUAGUCUGCAGCAAUUUCUCAUAACCAAGAUUUAUUUCUUGCCAUAUCUACUCGGCCAUAUUUUCAGUGCGUGAUUUGUCAUUCCAAUUCCUUGCAUAAAGGAGGGAAAUGUAUCCAAGUUACAUUAAAUUUUAGUUUAGAAUGAGUGGUAAUCAUACCACAAGGAGAGCCAUCUGCAAUUCUGCAUAUCAUGAUCAGUUCUGAAUUCUGCUAUGGUAUUUGUGGGCGGAGAUAUGACUGAACUGGAAGGGCCGAUUAUUACUGAAAUGAUAGAAACCGUUAUCAAGUUUCCUUUAUGCCUCUUCAGUGUAAGAUUAGUUUAUACUUUAUCGAGUUCAUAUAAUAGAUGAAUGAAGAAUGUACAAAAUGGGUUAUCUUUUUCAAAAUGGGUGAAUGGAAAUGUACAAAGGGCACUGUACAACUAUACAAUUUACAUAUGACCC